AUGGUUAAUCUGAGUGAAAUUGAACAAGGAUCCACAAGUCAAAGAUAUGAUGUAUUUUUAAGUUUUCGAGGAGCCGAUACUCGUAAUAAUUUCACCGAUCACCUCUACAAUGCCCUGAUCGAUGCCGGUAUUAAUACCUUUUUGGAUGAUGAAGAGAUCGAGACCGGAGAAGACCUGAAACCGGAAUUGGAGAAUGCAAUAAAGUCUUCAAGGGCUUCUGUUGUUGUGCUGUCCAAGAAUUACGCCACUUCCACGUGGUGUCUUGAUGAGCUGGCACUGAUCCUUGAGCGACGUUUGACCGCUGACCAGAUUGUUAUACCUAUCUUCUAUCAUGUUGAGCCGACCGAUGUAAGGAAGCAACAAGGUAGUUUCGGAGACGCCAUGGCAGGGCACAGACGGAAGAAGAUAACAAACGCAGAGAAAAGAGUUUGGUGGGGUCAAAAGAUGGAUCGAUGGAAGAAAGCGCUGACCGAUAUUGCCGACUUAAAAGGGAAAGACGUCAAGGGCAGGUGCUCACUUUGUACACCUUUUUUAUUCAUGAAGUUGAUUGAGAUACAAAUAAAUUAAAAUAGGAUAAAUAAACCUA
Molecule: messenger RNA, 586 nt
Organism: Erigeron canadensis
Lineage: Eukaryota; Viridiplantae; Streptophyta; Magnoliopsida; Asterales; Asteraceae
Product: disease resistance protein RPV1-like
Exons: 1
Coding region: 1-567 (188 amino acids)
Biological process (GO): signal transduction
Source: RefSeq, a predicted model, not a curated record